Messenger RNA from Prorocentrum cordatum, 1316 nucleotides. The record is from the annotation of a GenBank genome assembly. NCBI's taxonomy places the organism in Eukaryota, Dinophyceae, Prorocentrales, Prorocentraceae.
CGCCGCGGCGCGCGCGGCACGCCUGCCGCGCCCCGCCGGCGCCUCGCCCCCGCCGCAGGUUGCGGCGCCCGCGUUCUGGCCUGGCCGCGCCGCAGCGGGCCCGUGCGUGCCCAGCGCGGCCACUGCGAGGGCGGGACCCCAGAGAUCCAACGCGAAGAGGAUGAUGCCGCCUCGCAGCAGUGACCGCGAUCGGGCUGGGCGGAACCGCCCGUCGUGGCAAAAAUGCGGAUUGAGGACUCGCCACGUGCGCGGCGGCAGCCGGCGCGCUGGCGAUGCGCGGCCGCUCACGGCGCGGGCGCGAUAGCGUGGCCGCCCAGCGCGGCGCGGUCGGCGAGGCACCGGGCGGAGCCGGCAUCGGUCCUGGCGCCGGCCUGCUGCUCGUGGAGCACCCGAACCUGAACGUGCUGAGCACCGAGGUGGCUUUGCGGUUCUACGAGGCCCUCGGCUGCGCGCGCAACGCGGGGCGCCCGAUGGGCAAGACGCUCCACAGUUCGUUUGUUUAUGCCGUUGUUUCUUGCUCUGGCGGCACGUGCGGCUACCUCACGCAGUUCCACACGCCGUCGCCUGAGAACGAGGCCUACAUCGCCGAGGGCGGCCCCGGGAGCGGGGCCCAGCGGUGGAGGGGGGAGAUCGAGCUCCUGUACGAGAGCCAGGCGAGCCUGGACGAGGCGCUCGCGCGCGUGCGGGGGUUGCUGGGGGACUCGCUGUUCCAAUCCAGCGCCCUGUCGACGGGAACAACGCGUGGCGGCGAGGUCUCCGUGACGUGCCCGUACGGGAACGAGUUCUGUUUGCGCGUGGCCUCCCCAGAUCGGCGGGCGGCGCUGGGGCCCGACGCGGGCAGGCAGCCCUACAGCGAGCACAGCCGGUGCGUUGGCAUUGGGGCCCUCACGUUGCAGGUGCCCGUGGGUUCCGCGGCUCCAGGCGCCAGGUUCUAUGAGCAGGCCCUCGGCUUCCGUACCCAGGAGCUCCGGCCGGGCGAGUGGGCCGUGCUCGGAGGCCCACGCGGCGAUUCCCAGCGGCUGGUGCUGCGCGACACGCCUGGUGCGACUGGGAAGGAGGUCGGGGAGCACGUCGCGAUCUACGUUGGCGACUUCGAGGGGUGUUUCCUCCGUCUGCUGUCGCGGGGGCUAGUGUGGGUGAACCCGAGGUUCAAGCACCUGGACGCCACGACGACCCUCGAGGAGGCCCGCAAAGACCACUGCUUCAGGUUCCGGGAGGUGGUCGACGCGGAGUCUGGGGCCGCGCUCUUCGAGCUGGAGCACGAGGUGCGGAGCACAUCCCACAGGAGCUGCCCCCUGCACCCGCCGAAGUCCUGA